AUCAGACAUCACCAACUCCGCUCCCGCCUCCGCACUCCACCUCCCCACAACCCAUCGAUACCCUUCGUGCCAGAGCGUCAACAUGGCCACCGAGCGUCUGAAUUCGAUCCUCUCCCACAUCAGCCCGGCCAAGAAUGGCCUCGCUGCGAUCACCCAGAAGAACCCGGAUGACAUCGUCAUCACGCUGGCUAUCCGCACGCCGCUCACCAAGGCCAAGAAGGGCGGAUUCAAGGACACUCCGCUCGAUGGCCUCGUCUUCAAAUUGCUGCAGCAGGUCAUCAACAAGUCGAAGCUGGACCCCCAACUUGUCGAGGACAUAUGCUUAGGCAAUGUCAGCGACGCAAAAGCAGCAUACUAUGUUCGUGCCGCAAUGCUAGGCGCAGGGUUCCCGAACACGACGGCCGGAUCAUCCGUCAACCGCUUCUGCAGCUCGGGCCUCAAAGCCGUGCAAGAUAUCGCAAACCAGAUUUCCAUGGGCAACAUCGAGAUCGGUCUCGCGAUGGGCGCGGAGUCGAUGACGGCGGGUGGCGACCGUCUGGAGCGGCCUUUCUUCGACGAAAUUCUGCGCAACCAGGAGGCGUGUGACUGCAUGCAGCCCAUGGGACAGACCUCGGAGAACGUGGGCAAGGAUUUCAACAUCACGCGUGAGCAGCAGGAUAGGUAUGCCACGGAGUCGUAUCGGCGGGCUGAGGAGGCGCAGAAGGCGGGCUGGUUCGACGAGGAAAUUGUUCCAAUCAACGUGCGCGUCAAGGACCCCAAGACCGGCGAGGAGAAGACGGUUACCCUCACUAAAGACGAGGGACCUCGCUACGGUACGACAUACGAAGCACUUUCGAAAAUCCGUCCAGCCUUCCUACCCCAUGGCGACCGUAGCCAUGGCGGUAACUCCAGUCAAGUGACGGACGGCGCGGCUGCUGUGCUCUUGAUGAAGCGGUCCAGAGCUGAAGAACUUGGCCAGCCCAUCCUGGGCAAGUACGUUGCGGCGACAGUGGCGGGUCUUGCGCCGCGUAUCAUGGGCAUUGGCCCGUCAAUCGCGAUUCCGAAGCUGCUGACCAAGCUCAACAUUGGCAUCGACGACAUCGAUGUAAUCGAACUGAACGAAGCGUUCGCGUCCAUGGCGGUGUACUGCAUUAACGAGCUUAAGCUGCCGCAUGAGAAGGUUAACGUGCGUGGUGGUGCCAUUGCGCUUGGUCACCCGCUCGGAUGCACCGGCGCUCGCCAGAUUGUUACUGGGCUGGCAGAAUGUCGUCGCCAGAAGAAAAAGAUACUGCUCACAAGCAUGUGCAUCGGCACUGGCCAAGGGAUGGCUGGCUUGAUUGUUAAUGAGCAAGUGUAGUUUGGGGUUGAGUUGUGGUGUGGCAGCAUGGGGAGCGGGUUUUCGCAAUCAAAAGAAUGAAAAGACGUCUCCAUGUGAGCAACAACACUUCGAGGGUCUUGUGAAUGCGAAACGGGAUAAUUAGGCUGAAAAUGAACAGAUAUCUACUUAAUAGUGUCUAAGCAGUGACUUGCUCAUCUUCAAAAAAUUGGUUGCGUGAGUUGAGGCUCCAUACUCAACGCCAGCCAACGUGUAUAUUUGUAUGCUGACUGGAACAGCUUCCGCUAGAUCUGAAGUAUUGAAUAGUGUAAUAGUAAAUGAGC
Molecule: messenger RNA, 1638 nt
Organism: Aplosporella prunicola CBS 121167
Lineage: Eukaryota; Fungi; Ascomycota; Dothideomycetes; Botryosphaeriales; Aplosporellaceae
Exons: 3
Coding region: 83-1336 (417 amino acids)
Biological process (GO): phenylacetate catabolic process; fatty acid beta-oxidation
Cellular component (GO): peroxisome
Molecular function (GO): acetyl-CoA C-acyltransferase activity
Source: RefSeq, a predicted model, not a curated record